CCACCGUAAAAGAAACCAGAGAUCGUGUUUGUGUUCAGUCUGUUGUAAUGGAGACUUCUGCAAUGAUUUUCGACCUGAACUCUGUGAGCCUGGCUUUGGUACUGGGUUUGAUCUUUCUGGUUCUGUUUGAGAUGAUGAGGAUUCAUUUCACCAAAGCUCAAUAUCCACCUGGACGCAGACCUUUCCCUUUUGUGGGAACUGUGCCAUAUUUUAUAAAGGAUCCAAUGGGAUCUGUCAGAUCAAUCAGCCAGUUUGGAGAGUUGUCCACUAUUUACUUGGGAAGAAAACCAGCAAUAAUCCUGAACACACUGGAGAUCAACAAGGAAGCCCUGGUGCAAGAAGGUUCAUCUUUUUCUGGAAGACCAGUUAUACCUGUUAUAGAAUGGAUAACUAAAGGACUCGGUAUUGUAAUGGUGACGUAUGGUCACACCUGGAGACAGCAAAGAAGGUUUGCUCUCCACACGCUCAGAAACUUCGGCCUGGGAAAGAAAUCUGUGGAAGAGCGUGUGUUAGAUGAAGGCCAUUACCUGGUUACUGAGAUGCUCAAAGAUGAAGGAACGGCAUUUGACCCACAGCACGCCUUACAGAAUGCAGUUUCCAAUAUAAUCUGUUCCAUCAUAUUUGGAGAUCGUUUUGAAUAUGAUAACAAACGCUUCGCAUACCUUCUGAAAAUCCUCAAUGAGAACUUUAUGCUGACGGGGUCACCUGUGGGACAGAUCUUCAACUUGGUUCCUUUCAUCAAACACUUCCCUGGACCUCACCAGAAGAUCAAUCAGAACGCCACUGAGUUACUGGAUUUCAUUCGUGAAGAAGUUAAAGAACACAGACAAACUUUGGAUCCAGAAAACCCACAAGACUUCAUUGAUGCCUACAUGUUAGAAAUUGAGAAACAAAAAUCACACGAGGACUCAACGUUUCAUGAGGAGAACAUGGUUGUGUCAGCAGCCGAUCUCUUCUUGGCUGGAACCGAUACGACGUCCACCAGCAUCAGAUGGGGACUCAUCUUCUUGAUGGACAACCCAGAUGUACAAGAGAGAUGUCAUAAGGAGAUUGUUCAGGUGUUGGGUUAUGACCGUCUGCCCAGCAUGGUUGACCGUGAAAAACUUCCAUACACAUACGCCACUGUUCAUGAGAUUCAGCGCUGUGCUAACAUUGUUCCUCUUGGUGUAGUUCAUGAAACCACACAGCCAACCAAACUAAGAGGAUAUGACAUUCCCAAGGGAACUAUGAUCAUGACAAACUUGACAGCAAUUUUCAGUAAUAAGGAGCACUGGAAAUCUCCGGACACUUUCAAUCCAGAUAAUUUCUUGGAUGAGAACGGACAUUUCUACAAACCUGAGGCAUUCGUCGCUUUCUCAAUGGGUCCAAGGGUCUGUCUCGGAGAGACCCUGGCAAGGACAGAGCUUUUCCUUUACAUUGUGUCUCUACUACAGCGGAUUCAUUUCUCCUGGCCACCGAACUCACCGCAUCCAAACAUGGAUGGUAUCCUGGGUCUGGUGAGAUACCCUGAGCACUUUGAAAUCAUCUGUCGUAGCCGAGAUGCCAAAGACCGUCAGUGACCCAACAGGCCAACAGAAAGAAAAGAACACUGAAAUCUGUCUGCAUCCACAUUCAGAAUAAAAGCUGCUGUUCAGAAACUACAGAUACUUCUUGUAGAAUAUCCUUAAGAUUGUUGCGGUCCAGGAUUGAUAUAUUGACAAUUUUUAGGCAUCCUUUGAUUUCCCCCCACAAUGACAAUUGCUCACCAUCUCCCCUCAUUUUUAGGAAACCAAAACAUCUUUAUUUCAGACAGGUAUUUGUUCCAAAGGUCAGUUUAGCCACAUGGAUAAACCAACACAGACCAGUAGUUAAUUUCAGGCCAGGCACAUAAGCUUGGCAACACGCGUGUCUAAUGAAACUGUCUAUUUAAUGUACUUGUAUUUGCUGUCUUGUGCUGAUUCAUUGUAUUCAUUUUUUCAGGAGAUUCUGAAGUCCCAAGUAUCGUAUGUGUGUUUUUUUUUAAAUAUCUAUAUUUUGCCAACUCACAAGUGUUUCUUCAUGUCCUUGUUUACAGUGGUUUAGGCCGUCUUGUUUGGGCCAUGGUUUUUGUUUUAUUUAGAUAAAAACAUUUAUGUCUGAACCUGCUGUCUGUAAUUGUG
This is a messenger RNA of Paramisgurnus dabryanus, 2138 nucleotides long. Its product is annotated as cytochrome P450 2C8-like. Lineage: Eukaryota; Metazoa; Chordata; Actinopteri; Cypriniformes; Cobitidae. Gene Ontology annotation, cellular component: cytoplasm; intracellular membrane-bounded organelle. Gene Ontology annotation, biological process: xenobiotic metabolic process. The record is from RefSeq and is a predicted model, not a curated record. Gene Ontology annotation, molecular function: oxidoreductase activity, acting on paired donors, with incorporation or reduction of molecular oxygen, reduced flavin or flavoprotein as one donor, and incorporation of one atom of oxygen; iron ion binding; heme binding.